AUGACAUUCGUUUUUCGGCGUAUUUUCAUCAUUUGUCAUUUCUCCUUUUCAAUCUCUUUCCAAAAGAUUUUCCAGUUCCCUGGUUAUUUUUUUCUUCUUUUAUGUCUCUUUUCAACUGAAUAUUUUCAAUUGAAGGUUUCCAUUCGUCUCUGUUGCAGCACUUUGCUCCCAAUUUUUCAUAUAAAAAAACAAAAGAUUUUGGAAGAUAUAACGUCUUCCAAAUUUCUUUCCGUUCUCUUUUUCCUAUCCAUUCAUUCUUUCGCUAUUUCAUUCAAUUUUUUCUUCUUUUCUACUGAUGUCUCUAUUCUUUGUUAUUUUUGUCAAUUCUUCAUUUGUUUUUUUUUCUUUUCUACUCAUUCCUACGCGUUUUCACUAUUUCUUUCUCUUCCUUUUCUUUUUCUAUUCCUUCAUUCUAUUUUUUCAUUUCAUUCUCUUUGUCUUUCCCUUUUCAACAGAUUUAUUUAUUCUCAGCUUUGCUUAUCUUAUUUCUUUAUUGAUUUAUUUUCUUUCCAUAACCUCAUUCAUCCUUUUCGUCUCCAUUUCUUCUUCUUUUUCAUAGAUCCGUUUUCCUUUCUUUCUUUCAUUCCUUUGCUUUUUCUUUCUUUGUUUCUUUUAUUCUGA
Molecule: messenger RNA, 621 nt
Organism: Acanthosepion pharaonis
Lineage: Eukaryota; Metazoa; Mollusca; Cephalopoda; Sepiida; Sepiidae
Source: the annotation of a GenBank genome assembly